AAAGCCCGUAGGUCCCGACACCAACAGUCGGAAAAAGAAAAAGCAGAGGAAGCCCAGCAUAUUCCUCGCGAACCUUCGGUUUCCUGCGACAAUCGAUCGUUUCGCAGGAACCGGAAAACGGAAAACGAAGCUCCAAUUCUCAAUCCAUCGAACUCGAACUCGAACUCGAAAUCGAACCCGAUCUUCCAAAAGCCAUAAAUGCGUCGCAAUUGUUGCCACAUAUCUCUCGGCUUCGUCCUCAAGCUGCUGAAUUACCUCCAGACCUUCGUCGGAGUCUCCAUCCUCCUCUACUCCCUAUGGAUGCUCAACCAAUGGAACGAUCGCAUCCCCAUCUACCCCCCGCCGGCUUAUCCGCCGGGCUCUUCGGUCGCGCCUCUCUCGAGCGCACAAUCCGCGGAGAUGGCUCGCUCUGAUCGGAGUUCCGGCUUGGAACUCGCCGCCGAUCUAGUCUCCAGAUUGGACGACGGCCUGGGGCUCGCUCUGAGGUCGUUCCAGCUUCCCGCUCCUUGGUUCAUCUAUUCAUUUAUGGGAUUGGGCGUUGUGUUGUGCUGCAUCUCUUUAAUUGGCUGCAUUGCUGCGGAAGCAUUAAAUGGAUGUUGCCUCUGCUUUCACACUCUUCUUGUAUCUGUGCUGCUUCUCUUAGAAGCAGCUUUUGUGGCAUUUAUUGCGAUUGAUCAUCAUUGGGAACAGAUUCUUCCUUCGGACCCUACCGGAGAACUUGAUAGUCUUCUCUCGUUUAUCGAAAGAAACAUCGAAAUGUGCAAGUGGAUUGGCAUCGCGGUUGUUGUAAUACAGGGGUUGUCCCUGCUACUUUCAUUUGUUUUGCGAGCAUUGGCUUCUCCUCGGCGAGCUGAUUAUGAUGGUCUGGAUGGUUAUGACAAUGUUGAAGGUCAGACCAGAGAGCCACUUCUGAAUCAUAAAUCAAGCCCAACAUCAGGGUCUACUAAGUCUGAUGUUAGAGGUGGUGGCUCUGGUAUUUGGAGUUCACUCGUGAGAGAAAAGUAUGGCUUGAACAACAGUGCCAAAUUCAGUUCGGACAGCCAGAAUGCAUCAGGUAGUACAAAGACAAAGUGAUUGGAAUUGGAUGUGAUGCUGCUGUAUCUUGGAGGCAAGGGAAAAGGGUAAAUCCCCUUUCUCCACGAGUGACUGAAAGCAUUUGCCAUGUGGAUUUGACUGAAAGCAUUUUGCAUAUUGAUUAGAGAUAGAACUUACGAUGUGCACAAGCAUUGGAAGAUCAUUUGUAAAGAAGAGUUCUAUUAGCUUGAUUGGGGGGGUUUGUCUUCAGUGGCAUGGGCGGAUGACACUCCAUUCCUAGUAUACGCAGCAUGACGGUUGUUCAUACGUGAUUAACAGUUGUUGGUUGUGUGUUCGUUUAGUUUUGUUC
This is a messenger RNA of Rhodamnia argentea, 1384 nucleotides long. RefSeq names its product tetraspanin-20. The coding region runs from base 199 to 1074 and encodes 291 amino acids. Lineage: Eukaryota; Viridiplantae; Streptophyta; Magnoliopsida; Myrtales; Myrtaceae. The record is from RefSeq and is a predicted model, not a curated record. The transcript is spliced from 6 exons.